GCGGCCGGAGGGGCGGGUUCGCGGGCUGAGGGAGUGUAAAGCUGCUCGCGGCUCGCUCGGCGGCGCAAGAUGGCGGACAUCUCCCUGGACGAGCUCAUCCGGAAGCGCGGGGCUGCGGCCAAGGCGCGGCUCAAUGCCAGACCAGGAGUUGGAGGUGUCCGAUCUCGUGUUGGGAUCCAGCAGAGCCUUCUCAGCCAGCCAGCACGCACAGCCACCUUCCAGCAGAGAUUUGAUGCCCGGCAGAAGAUUGGCCUCUCAGACGCCCGGCUCAAGCUGGGCGUCAAGGAUGCCCGGGAAAAGCUUUUGCAGAAAGACGCCCGGUUCCGGAUCAAAGGGAAAGUGCAGGAUGCCAGAGAGAUGCUGAACUCUCGCAAGCAGCAGAGCACGGCACCCCAGAAGCCCCGCCAGGUGGCCGAUGCCAGAGAGAAGAUCAGCUUGAAGCGGAAUUCCCCUGCUGCCUUCAUGAGCCCACCCAUCGGAACAGUGACCCCUGCUCUGAAGCUCACUAAAACCAUCCAGGUUCCUCAGCAGAAGGCCAUGGCACCACUUCAUGCCCAUCCUGCUGGAAUGAAGAUCAAUGUCAUCAAUAACCACCAGGCCAAACAGAAUUUAUACGACCUAGAUGAAGAUGAAGACGUAGCUCCCAUUCCUAGUAAACAGAUGAAAUUCACAGCCUCAGGCAGCUUUCUCCACCACGUGGCCGGGCUGAGCAGUUCCAAGCUUUCCACAUCCAAGGCCCUCCCUCUCACCAAAGUGGUUCAGAAUGAUGCCUACACAGCUCCUGCUCUCCCCUCUUCUGUUCGAACAAAAGCUCUGACCAACAUGUCCCGGACACUAGUGAACAAGGAGGAGCCCCCCAAAGAGCUGCCGCCUGCUGAGCAGCCUGUCCUCAGCCCUUUGGAAGGCACCAAGAUGACCGUGAAUAAUCUGCACCCUCGAGUCACCGAGGAGGACAUUGUUGAGCUUUUCUGUGUGUGUGGAGCCCUCAAGCGGGCUCGGCUGGUCCAUCCUGGGGUAGCAGAGGUGGUCUUUGUGAAGAAGGAUGAUGCUAUCACUGCAUAUAAGAAAUAUAACAACCGGUGUCUGGAUGGGCAACCAAUGAAGUGCAACCUUCACAUGAAUGGAAACGUUAUCACCUCAGACCAGCCCAUCUUGCUACGGCUGAGUGAUAGCCCCUCCGUGAAAAAGGAGAGUGAGCUGCCUCGCAGGGUGAAUUCUGCCACCUCGUCCAACCCUCCUGCCGAAGUGGACCCUGACACCAUCCUGAAGGCUCUCUUCAAGUCCUCAGGGGCCUCUGUGACCACACAGCCCACAGAAUUCAAAAUCAAACUUUGAGCGGGGGAGUGAGGCAGCCAGAAGCGGGGGGCAGAGGAGGGUGGCUCUGUUUCCCGAAGCAAAGCUUGUGACCAAUGGGCCAUUGGACUGGAGGCCCCUGAGCGUGGGAGGGGUCGCCGGGGGUAGAGAGCUUCCUCACUGGACAGGACCCACCUUUCCGUGUUGUCUUCUGCCCUGUGCUCUUUUGUACGUUAACAUUCCCCGUAGUAUGUUUCUUCUCCUCCACCUCAUCGCCAAGGUAGGCUUGUGUUGCUCAGAGUGUCUCUCCCCCUAACCUCAGCCCCAAACUGAUUUCUUGUCUGGAAAUGGUGCCCUAAAUUCUCUGGGUGGCUUUCGUGUGGCCCCAUGGAAUGCAGGGCAGGGGCUGUUUGAAGGACACUGCUUUUUCCAGGGGUGAGGGGUUGCCUCCCCUUUCUCUUUUUUAAACUUUUCCAACAAAGCGGGCAAUGGAAGCCCCUGCCAUCCUAAUAGGAGCCAGGUCAGCUCGGGAGCUGUGCCACUCACCCACCUGGUCCAUGGAGAUGGCCUGGGUGGGGAUCAGGCCACAGGCCUCUUGUCCUCUCACCACGAUUGGCUCUGGACCAGUCUGGUAUGGAGAGGGCCCUGCAGCAAGGCCCUGCUCAGAAGAGGGUACCCCCAGCCUUUGCCUUGGAGGCCUGUGCCAUCGCAGGCAACCCAGAGUAAAUUCUCAAGUUGACAUUUCCCUUUUCCCUUGGGUUAUGGUGAGUGUCCCACCCAACAGGCUUGGCCUUCUGGGUAUCACCUUGAGAGGGGCCUGCAUUGUUAGCUCUUCCGGUUCUCACUGGCACGGCGCUCAUCUCACCCUGGUUUUGGCACAAAUGCCAGCUCUCUGCUAGUUGGGUUUUUCAGAGUUUGCCUCUUGUUUUGUGACACUGUGGGUUUGGGGGGGUCUUUGAAUGGGAGAUAUUGGCUUGCUCCUGGCUCUUGCUUUCUGGCCUCAGGUGUCUACAGGACACUAGUCAGGGAUGCUGAGAGGCACGUAUCCAGCUGUCACCGAGAGGCACUGUCUUUGCUAUUGUGAGACCCAUCCGUCCGUGACCAGAGGGAUAUUUUCUUGCCUUGCUGGGGGGGAGAGGAGUGGUGCGUGGUGGGAGGAAAUUGAGAAAGCAGAGCAGCCCUUCCAGGCAAGCUGGUGGGUUGUUCCUUUAGCAUGGUUCCAGGCAUUUGGGGCAAAACUGUAGAACCCAGGGGCAGCUCCUGAAUACCAGGAGACUGUUGCUCUGGUGUCCUUCUCAGUCUCCUGCUGGUUUUCUGGGACUGUAAAGGGAAUCCAGGCUGGCAGAGCUGGAGCGAGGUGGGGAGCAGGAUUCUGGGAGCACUACAAAUCAGUAGGAGGUGCUGUGAAGGGCACAAGCCUAGGAAGUAUAGGGGACCCGAGACACUAAAUGCCUCUCCUGACCUGUAUGGGGCCAGCCCAGAGACGAAAAACCUGGAAACUCAUGUUUCCACAGAGUUAAAUCUGUCAAGCAGUAAGGACCAGAGUUUGAACCCAGCUCAGUCCUCCAGCUCUGAGGUUGCCCAGGCCUGGGAAGUCCAAGGAAUGUGACUCAUGGUGCUCCACUUUCCAGUUUUUUGUUUUGUUUUUUUUUAAGAAUGCUGCUUCUGUUCUCUUUCUCCUCCUUUGAACGGGUGCAAACUUCUCUUCAGCAGCUGGAAGACAUUACUCCUACACUUUCCGUUCUCGGCCUAAGGGAGCACCCACAAGGCAGUAGGAGCUGGUUUCUCAGGUACUGGGGACAGUUGAAGCACUGCUUGGACUCGGCUUUGAGUAGGGUUGGUAAAUAUCCUGCCUGCAUGGCUUUACCCUCCCCUCCUCCCUCCAGUCCCAGCCAGGCUGCUCUGGUUAUCACCGAGUUUCAUUGAGCCCAGCUGCAGCCGCCUGGCUGUCUGGACCCUGUCCUCUGGAUAACCGUAUGGUACAUUGCAGGGUGGAAGCUUUUGGCCUUCUCUGCUCUGUAGGCUGUCGUUGUGGGAAACAGGGAAGAGAAGGUGGUGGGCCAGUCCUUGUGUCCCUCUCCACCUGCCACUCCCCUACAUCUCCCGUCUGUGUCUCUUUUGUCCAAAAGGAGAGGAAGAGGCGUUAAGGGAUGGAGGAGACUGUGUUACUUAUCCAUUUCUGAAUAAACGUUUGUUAUUCCUA
This is a messenger RNA of Diceros bicornis minor, 3496 nucleotides long. It is a transcript of the gene POLDIP3, whose product is annotated as DNA polymerase delta interacting protein 3. The transcript is spliced from 9 exons. Gene Ontology annotation, cellular component: nucleus. Bases 70 to 1335 code for a protein of 421 amino acids. NCBI's taxonomy places the organism in Eukaryota, Metazoa, Chordata, Mammalia, Perissodactyla, Rhinocerotidae. Gene Ontology annotation, molecular function: mRNA binding. Gene Ontology annotation, biological process: mRNA export from nucleus. The record is from RefSeq and is a predicted model, not a curated record.